Messenger RNA from Penicillium cinerascens, 1563 nucleotides. Its product is annotated as cytochrome P450. Gene Ontology annotation, molecular function: oxidoreductase activity, acting on paired donors, with incorporation or reduction of molecular oxygen, reduced flavin or flavoprotein as one donor, and incorporation of one atom of oxygen; heme binding; iron ion binding. The transcript has 2 exons. Bases 1 to 1563 code for a protein of 520 amino acids. Lineage: Eukaryota; Fungi; Ascomycota; Eurotiomycetes; Eurotiales; Aspergillaceae. The record is from RefSeq and is a predicted model, not a curated record.
AUGACCACUAACUUCAUCUUGGGUUUCGCGGCGGCGGCCGUUGUCCUGCAGAUCAUUCGCCUCGUGCUCGCCUCAUGGCAGCACUCUCGCAAGGCCAAGAGCCUGGGAUGUGGCAACUUGCCGCUGUAUCCUUCCAAGGAUCCCCUCGGUAUUGAUAAUCUGAAGCAGUCUAUUGCGGCAAACAAUAAAAACGUGUUGCCUCAGCUCGCCGAGAAGCGCGUCCAGAUUAUCAGCGACCAGGAAAACCGUUAUGUCGAGACUUUCAUCCUGCGUAAUCUCGGUCGCAAUAACAUCUUUACCGUCGAUCCCAAGAAUAUUCAGGCCAUUCUGGCUACCCAGUUCAAGGACUUUGAGCUCGGACAGGCUCGCCGUUCCAGUAUUCAUCCCUUGCUGGGGACCGGUAUCUUCACCGCUGAUGGCGAGGAAUGGGCGCGGUCUCGUGGAUUGCUGCGCCCGCAGUUUACUCGUGAGCAGAUCAGUCAGUUGGAUUUGGAGGAAGCCCAUGUGCAGAAGGCCAUGCAGGCUCUGCCCAUUACGGCCAACGGUUGGACCGCUGCAACGGAUAUCCAGUCUAUUUUCUUCCGUUUGACAAUCGACUCGGCAACACAAUUCUUGUUUGGUGAGAGUGUGGAAAGCCAGUUGGGUGCUAUCAAGGGCCUGCGACGCCCUGAGGAUUCGUUCGCCGCCUAUUUCGACAACUCCCAACGGGUCUGCGCUCAGCGCGCUCGUUUUGAGAAGCUGGGUUUCCUCGUUGACAACAAAGAGACUCGUCACUCGGAUAAGCAGGUUCACGAUUUCGUCGACAAGUUCGUCUACAAGGCUUUGCAGUCCGUGAACAGCGAAAAGCCUGCCGACGAGGAGAAAGCCAACUACGUCUUCCUGGAUGCCCUGGUGGCUGCAACCCGCGACCCGAUCGAGCUACGCUCGCAGCUGUUGAACAUCCUGCUGGCCGGUCGUGAUACCACCGCCUCACUGCUCAGCUGGACGACUCUGCUAUUGGCCCGCAACCCAGAGGUAUUCCGCAAGCUGCGCGAGACUAUCAUCUUCGAAUUCGGCACCUAUUCUUCGCCCCGCAACAUCUCGUUCGCUUCACUCAAGUCCUGCCAGUAUUUGCAGUACUGCAUGAACGAAUCUCUACGCCUAUACCCCGUGGUCCCUUUCAACCGCCGUAACGCCUCCCGCGACACGACCCUUCCACGUGGCGGUGGCGCGGACGGCCAGUCUCCCGUGUACAUCAAGAAAGGACAGUCCAUCCUCUAUAGUACCCACGUCAUGCACCGCCGUAAGGACUUCUGGGGCCCUGACGCCGACUCCUUCAAGCCGGAGCGCUGGGCCAGCCGCAAAGCCGGCUGGGAGUACAUUCCGUUCAAUGGAGGGCCGCGCAUCUGCAUUGGUCAGCAGUUCGCUCUCACCGAGGCUGGCUACGUUCUUGUGCGUCUGCUCCAACGCUUCGAUCAAAUGGAGGAUGUCAACCCGGAUCAGGAGACCCGCUGGGGCUUGACCUUGACCAGCGCUCCAGCGGAUCGGGUGACUGUCCGUAUGCACCAGGCCGAUGAGGUUUAA